Molecule: messenger RNA, 4154 nt
Organism: Odocoileus virginianus texanus
Lineage: Eukaryota; Metazoa; Chordata; Mammalia; Artiodactyla; Cervidae
Source: RefSeq, a predicted model, not a curated record
UCUGCACUCAGAGUUGCUCUCCGACCAGCGCUGGGGCCCCCGCUCGACAGUCCUGCUGCCAGACUCCACAGGUCCCCUCCCCAGGCUGAUCAUUAACCUGGAGGCUGUAUAAGGAACCAACAGCCCGGGCAGGAGGGACACCUUGCAGCUGCCACUAUGGACGGCAGCACCUGGAGCCCCCCGGCCACGACCACUGCCGAGCCCCUCAAGGCCUAUGAGCGCAUCCGCAAUGCGGCUGACAUCUCUGUCAUCGUCAUCUACUUCGUGGUGGUGAUGGCUGUCGGACUGUGGGCCAUGUUUUCCACUAACCGUGGGACCGUUGGAGGCUUCUUCCUGGCAGGACGAAGUAUGGUGUGGUGGCCGAUUGGAGCCUCUCUGUUUGCCAGCAACAUUGGAAGCGGCCACUUUGUGGGACUGGCGGGGACCGGAGCAGCUGCAGGAAUUGCCACUGGGGGCUUUGAAUGGAAUGCCCUGGUUUUGGUGGUUGUGCUAGGCUGGGUGUUUGUCCCCAUUUACAUUAAGGCAGGGGUGGUGACGAUGCCAGAGUACCUGCGGAAGCGAUUUGGAGGCCAGCGGAUCCAGGUCUACCUGUCUGUCCUGUCCCUGGUGCUGUACAUUUUCACCAAGAUCUCGGCAGACAUCUUUUCUGGGGCCAUAUUCAUCAACUUGGCCUUGGGCCUGGAUCUCUACCUAGCCAUCUUUAUCUUAUUGGCAAUCACUGCCCUUUACACAAUCACAGGGGGCCUGGCGGCUGUGAUUUACACAGACACCUUGCAGACGGUGAUCAUGCUGCUGGGGUCUUUCAUCCUGACUGGGUUUGCUUUCCACAAAGUGGGAGGGUAUGGUGCCUUCGUGACAAAAUACAUGAAUGCCAUUCCAACUGUGACAUCUUAUGGAAACACCACCAUCAAGGAAGAGUGCUACACCCCGAGGGCUGACUCCUUCCACAUCUUCCGAGAUCCUCUCAAGGGAGACCUGCCCUGGCCUGGGCUCAUCUUUGGGCUGACCAUCAUCUCCCUGUGGUACUGGUGCACAGACCAGGUCAUUGUGCAGCGCUGCCUCUCCGCCAAAAACAUGUCGCACGUGAAGGCCGGCUGCAUCAUGUGUGGGUACAUGAAGCUGCUGCCCAUGUUCCUCAUGGUGAUGCCAGGGAUGAUCAGCCGCAUCCUGUUCACAGGACUGCGAGGCCUGAUGCUGUCGGUCAUGCUGGCCUCUCUCAUGAGCUCCCUGACCUCCAUCUUCAACAGCGCCAGCACCCUCUUCACCAUGGACAUCUACACCAAGAUCCGGAAGAAAGCGUCUGAGAAAGAGCUCAUGAUCGCAGGAAGGUUGUUCAUGCUGGUGCUGAUCGGUGUCAGCAUCGCCUGGGUGCCCAUCGUGCAGUCAGCACAAGGCGGACAGCUCUUCGACUACAUCCAGUCCAUCACCAGUUACUUGGGACCACCCAUCGCAGCAGUCUUCCUGCUUGCUAUUUUCUGCAAGAGAGUCAAUGAGCCGGGAGCCUUUUGGGGAUUGAUCAUAGGAUUUUUGAUCGGGGUGUCCCGUAUGAUUACCGAGUUUGCCUAUGGAACCGGGAGCUGCAUGGAGCCCAGCAACUGUCCCACGAUUAUCUGUGGUGUCCACUACUUGUAUUUUGCCAUCAUCCUCUUUGUCAUUACCAUCAUCAUCAUCCUGGCCGUCUCCCUCUUCACCAAGCCCAUUGCAGAUGUGCAUCUCUACCGCUUGUGCUGGAGCCUGCGUAACAGCAAAGAGGAGCGUAUUGAUCUGGAUGCAGAAGACGAGGACAUUCAAGAUGCCCGGGAGGAUGCCUUAGAAAUAGACACAGAAGCUUCUGAGGAGAAAAAAGGAUGCUUCAGGCGGGCCUAUGACCUGUUCUGUGGCCUGGACCAGCAGAAAGGCCCCAAAAUGACGAAGGAAGAGGAGGCAGCCAUGAAGCUGAAGAUGACAGACACCUCGGAGAACCGUUUGUGGCGGAUGGUAGUGAACAUCAAUGGCAUCAUUCUGUUGGCCGUGGCUGUCUUCUGCCAUGCCUACUUUGCCUGAGUCCUGCUUUCUGCUGCAGGCUGUGCUUGUGGAGGCUGGAGUCUUCACUCUGUUUCUCUUUGGUCCCAUUCAGUGGUGUUAAAGGGACAACAGCCAGUUGUAAACUGCCCUGUCAAUAAAUGUGUACAUUUGUAAUUACAGGCUAGCUGGAGAAAAAUCACUGAUUUGCUGUUAACUUAUAUAUUUGAGGCCAGUGUGGUACAGUCAUCUGUACGUAUCAGAGCUGCAGAAGGAAAUUCCCCUCAGUCCAGUGACUAGGAAAAAGCAGACUAAGAUACAGAAGCCCCGUGAUGUCUGAUGCAAGUUUUUCUCAGGUAGAUUCAGUGUGUUAACAUUGUUUGUGAUCCUUAAAUAUUGCUUAAAGAGUUGUGGUCCCCUGAUUACUACCACUUUCUCUAUCUAACCUCUCCCCUCAUUUUUUUUUUUUGAAAGAAGCAUCACCCUACCUCAUGAAAUCCUUGUCAAGUUUUCCUGGCACAAGAAAAAUCAAUCUGAUAAAUUGAUGAACACAUUGAACCUGAGGAUGGAAGCUUGAUGGGGUCUGUGUCCUGGGUGUUUGCUCUUUGAAGGAGAGGCCUGGACAUGGCAGUACCAGUGCCAAUAAAAGGGAUCCAGGCACCAGCCUUGGGCCAGAGGGGAAAGCAGAUAAUCUUGAGUCAAGGGGGUUUUCUGGCUUUCUUGAAAAUGUUCAUUGUCAGUUCCUUGUGUUUGAGAUUUCAUUUGUUUUGGCAUUUCCUGUGCCUGGACUAUCUUAGCCACUCAGUAAUGUUUGUGGACUGAAAGGAUGACAUGUGUAUUUGUUAAUAAAUGCUUAUUUUCUUUUUGGGCUUCCCUGGUGGCUUAGAUGACAAAGAGUCUGCCUGCAGUUCAGGAGACCUGGGUUUGAUCCCUGGGUCGGGAAGAUCCCCUGGAGAAGGAAAUGGCAACCCACUCCAGUAUUCUUGGCUGGAGAAUCCUAUGGACGGAGGAGCCUGGCGGGCUACAGUCCAUGGGGUUACAAAGAGUUGGACACGACUGAGUGACUUCCCUUUUCUUUUUGGUUAACCUUAUGGCUGCACCGAGUACACUCUCUGGUGACUAUAAUGAAUCGGGGUGCCUUUUCCAGAGGCUCCGCUUCCUCGUGGUGCUGAUGUAACUGAUUCUGUGGGGGCUUAGUAAUUGACUCUGUGUCACAUAAUGAGCAAACAUGCCUCUGGCGGCACUUGUCAUCUCAGAGCGGCUGCACUCUCCUAAAACACUGACACUUUUAGCCCAAGAUCCUCCUCCCUGUGAGUUCAGGCGGCCACAGCUCUUUUCCCUUAUGUGUCUUGAUUGGUGAUCAUCCGUUGAACAAGGUUAGAGUGGGUGGUCUCUGUUCCAGGUGGUAUUUUGUUCAACAUAUUCAUUUCCUGUUGUACCUCUUUCCUAAGGAGAAAUUUUAAAAAUUAAAUUUAAAUUUGAUUAAUCCUUUUAGUUCCACCUGUGAAAUCUAAUCAUUUUGUAAUAUAAUUCUGUGGAAGUCAUGUUGUUUGUAUUGACUGAUUUGAGACUAGCUUAGCAAAUAGGUGGGAUCUGAGGUAGUAGUUCCUGGGGUUUAAAAAUGGUUCAACAGGUAAAGAAUGGCUUGUUCUUAUGAAAGGAAAUGAAAAUAUUUGAUGUGCCCUCAUAUUCCCCUUAAGCCAGGCAGAGAAGAGGGAAGAGUGGAAAAUUUCACAUGGCUAGUAUUGCUCAGAGUACUCAGCUUUGUGAGGAGUUUGUGAAAUUUUUGAGCUCAGAGAAGAUAAAGAAUGAUGACUGAAAGCUGGCGGAUUGAGCAGGCAUUCAGUAUCUAGAUGUCCUAGAUUCUGUUUCUGACCUUGCCAAUGAUUCACUGUGUAUAUUGUGGUAAAUUAUUUUUUGUCUCAACUGUGUAUUUUUCUUUUUGAAAAAAUGAGGACCUUGGUACUUAUAGCAUAUACCUACCUCCUCUAGGUGUGACAAGGUCACUUUGAAAAGUGGAUGAGUGAAAAGAGGAUGGCAUCUUUCUUACAUACAUGAAGAAUGCCAACAGAUGUUAUAUUAAACUGCAUUUAGUCCUUUUCAUUAAAAUUUAUUACUUUGGUAAAAAAAAAAAUAAAAAUACUGAAAAGCCA